Molecule: messenger RNA, 1503 nt
Organism: Capsella rubella
Lineage: Eukaryota; Viridiplantae; Streptophyta; Magnoliopsida; Brassicales; Brassicaceae
Exons: 14
Coding region: 1-1503 (500 amino acids)
Biological process (GO): DNA-templated transcription
Cellular component (GO): RNA polymerase III complex
Molecular function (GO): single-stranded DNA binding
Source: RefSeq, a predicted model, not a curated record
AUGACUACGUCUACGACAGAGUUUGCCAUCCUCUACGCCGUACACAUCAUCACCAUCCAGUUCGGUUCUGUAGUAUCGAAAGUCUGUGAAUGCCUUCUUCGUAAAGGACCUCUUUCCUUACGAGAGAUUUUUCGUUUAGCUGAAUCACAAAACAUCAACCAUGACAAAGUUAAGGAUGUUUUAUACAUCUUGAUUCAGCAUAACUGCGUUCAAGCUUAUUCUCUUGAACCUCCUGAUGGGAAUGAGAGCAAAGGUGUUGUACAGUACCUUGUGCUGGUCAACAACAUUCUUCAUCGCGUAAGGUACAACAAGUUUUCGAAGGUUGUAAACGAAGAACUUGGGACUCAGUGCAGCGCAGUUCUUGAUCAUUUACUUAGGAACGGUAGGCUUACCUUGGGACAGCUUAUAGAAAUAGUCACAGAUCACCAAAAUACAAAAACAAGUUCAGAAGAAAUCAGAGAAUAUCUUCAGAAACUGGUUGAUGCACGUUUCGUUGAGCGCGUUCCUUCUCCGGAACCGGUUCUUGAAAAUAAAGAACAAGGAAAGAAAAGAGGCGUUAACGCUGCAAAGAUUUUGAAAGAAUCAAAAAGCUUAGAGGAACGUGUUCUUGAAGCAGCUACUCCAGUUGAAGCAUUAAGGUUUCCACUUCUAUUCCAACAAGCUUCAAAUUCAUCUUUACCGGAUAUUAAUGAUGACAACAUAAAGCGUAAACGUGAUGUAGACGCAUCAGAAUCUAGCAAUGAAAUCAUUUGGCGUCCUAAUUUCGGAGAGUUCAUUCGUCGCCUUAGACAUAAGGCGUGUGUGAAGAUAGUGAACGAGCGCAUGGAUAAAUCAUGUGCCGCUGUCUUAAAGGCAAUGUUAGAAGUAGGAAGAUGUCAGGAGAAGACUGUGACAACAGACAAGUCUGUUCCAAUGUUAGUUAGUUCCAUAUAUGAAGAGGUAAUAAAGACCAAAGGAGAUUGCACUAUACUACUAGAGCAAGUUGAAGCAUGCCUUGACCAAUUGAGUUCCGCGUCUUCAUAUCUACCAGCAUUUGCGAUAGAAACAGAUGAUUCAUACAUAGUUGAUUUCAAAUCCAUUAUCAAUGUAGCACAGAGAGAUGAGAUGGAAGCAUUAGUUAUGAGAAGAUAUGGUAAAGAAGCUUUCAGAAUGUUCAGAUACUUAUCAUCACAGGAAGAGUGUUUUGUUGAGACUGAUAAGAUCGCUGAUGCCACGUUAACUGAAAAGAAAGAUACAUGGAACAUACUUAUGAAGAUGUGGAAAGAUGGAUACUUGCAUAUGCAGAAAUUGGUGACGGUCACGAGCGUUUAUAUGCCUUUCUACUUGUGGAAAGUAAACAAGUUGAUUGUGUCAAGGAAAAUGUUGGAUGAGAUGUAUCAUGCUUCCUUAAACUUGAGUCUCAAGUGUACUCAUAAACUAGAUUCCAAGGAAGAGGCAAAUAAGAAACUGAAAGGAGCAUUAUUUGAACUUGAUGAUGCCAUUAUGAUUUUUCAUGACUUCUAA